Molecule: messenger RNA, 1456 nt
Organism: Stylophora pistillata
Lineage: Eukaryota; Metazoa; Cnidaria; Anthozoa; Scleractinia; Pocilloporidae
Biological process (GO): protein deglycosylation
Cellular component (GO): cytoplasm
Molecular function (GO): N4-(beta-N-acetylglucosaminyl)-L-asparaginase activity
Source: RefSeq, a predicted model, not a curated record
UCAAAAUGGCGGUUGUUGUUGGCACUUGGCCGUUUAGCUUAGAAGCAGUAAAAUUGACCUCCAAAAAGCUACAAGAGGGGAAGGGAUGUAUUGAUGCACUGGAAAGCGGAAUAAAUUUGAUUGAAGACGAUCCUGACACAGGUCUCUAUUUUGUUGGGAGAGGAGGGUUACCUAACUCUAAGGGUAUUUUAGAGUGUGAUGCGGCAGUCAUGGAUGGAAAUACGUGUCGUUUUGGAGCAGUUGCUGCUUUGCAAGGAAUUGGGACUGCUUUCUCUGUUGCAAGAUGUGUAAUGGAAAAGUCACCCCACAGUAUGCUUGUGGGAGGCGGUGCUCAAGAGUUUGCCCAUAUUCAUGGGUUCCCAGUGGAAUCAAAUUCAGCUUUACAGACACAGCAGUCAAAAGAAGCAUUUAAAAAAUAUCUUGAAAAGGCAGAUGAAGAAAGGGGAGGCCAUGAUACCAUAGGUAUUUUGGCUAUGGACUCAAAAUGCCAUAUUGUUGCAGGUGUUUCCACAAGUGGGUUUGCCUUCAAACACCCAGGUAGGGUUGGGGAUUCACCCCUCCCAGGGUCAGGAUUAUAUGCUGACGAUGAGAUUGGAGCAGCAGCAGCUACUGGUGAUGGCGACAAUAUGAUGAGAUUCUGCCCUGCUUUUCAUGUUGUUCAACUCAUGAAGCAGGGCCAUUCUCCACAAGAAUCUUGUGAGCUAGUGGUCAAAGAAGCCCAGCAGAAAGCAAAAACAACUACAAAACCAUUUGAGAUGGCCUUGAUUGCUAUCAACAGGAAGGGCGAUUUUGGAGCAGCUGGCACUGUGACAUCAUUUAAAGAUGAAAGGCAUGAUACCUCAUACACAGGAUUCCCAUUUGUAGUAUGGACUGAAGAAAUGAGUGCACCUGAAAUCAGGGUCCAACCUCCUGUUUACCUUUAGUCAAGGUUGUGGCUCUUUUUCCAGUUUUUUUCCAUAUCACAAUUAAGUGGCUUAUAUCAUCCUGGGAGUGUAAGGUGCAGAGGUGGAACUCUUUCCCCCCCUUCCAUGCAGUUGGCAUCAUUAAGAUACAGGGGGGGGAGGGAAGUAAAGUAAAGAAGUGUGUCUGAAACAAGACUGUACAAUUGCUAUAAUGAAAAGCAAGUGCAACACAGACUUCAGUUUUAUAAUAUAGAUUCUUUUGUUUGCAAACGUCUUUAUAUACAGUUACAAUCUUUCUAUAUACUUUUGGUAAAACAAAGGGGAAAUUUAAGACAGCACUCUUUAAACAAGCAUGUUACAUGCACGUAACUUUAACUUGCAGUAGAGUGAAUAAAAUAGGUAAAAUUGUUAUCAUAUGAAAUUUAAGUUGCUUGGUUUGCAGACCAUAGACUUGUUUGUCAUAUUUGUAAAUUUUUCCUGAUGGUAACUGUUUAAGCCGGAUAAAUCAAGUAUUGAAGUAAGUUGUUAAUAAAAAUAAUGUCAUUUGUAUCUUU